Molecule: messenger RNA, 2802 nt
Organism: Cicer arietinum (chickpea)
Lineage: Eukaryota; Viridiplantae; Streptophyta; Magnoliopsida; Fabales; Fabaceae
Source: RefSeq, a predicted model, not a curated record
UCACCGGAAUAUUCCGAACGGACGGACAAUAUGAGAAGACACAAGAUCAUUUCCCGAAAACUAUAUAUACCUCUUUCAUUCUACUAAUUUGCCCUAAAACCACUUCCUACAGCCGCAACAUUGUUUCUCAUCUCUACCAAACUCUCUUCACUUCUAUGCCUCAUGGCUAAGAGAAAGGGGUUUAGGGUUUCUCUUCUUUCCAAUUGACUUUCCCUUUUCAUCUAAAUUCAUGGGAUCCGAGGCUUUUGGUAGACCUACACACUCAAAUUCAAUUCAUUUCUCUAAUUCAUCAUCUCAAUUCCAAAAUGGGGCUAUGGCACCUGCCCGGCCCUAAGAAGAUCCGCCUGUUGUGUUGGGAGCCAUGAGAACUCUGCCAACUGUUGGAGAUGCUCGCUUUCACAAACAGUUGUUACUUUAAAUGUCCGGGAUAUUCCUCCAGCACUACUUGGUAAAUCUUUUGGGGGGUCCCACAUACAGUUAUUCAUUUCAUGUCUAUCGCAGUGGUUGAAUUAUCCAUUUUAGGAUGUUUAGCGUAUAAUUUGUUGCAAAUAUGAAAACUUCUGCCGAGAUUCCCUCCUGUAAUGAAUUUUUAAAGACUCCACUCUGUAAGAGUUCUAGUCAGCUUCCCCAUCUCAAGGCCGAAGACUUAUCAAAAAAUGUGCUCAGUGGUAAUGGUAAAAAUGGGGCUCUAACUACUUCCAGAAUAGAAGGUGUAUCAUUACAACGAAAAUCAGCAAAAUCUAGUAGGAGUAGCAGUUCAUGUUCAAAACGGCCACGGAUGUCCCAAUCAGAAGAUAAUACGAGCCCUAAUGGAACUGAAGACUCAAAGGAUAUUUCUGACAAGCAUGGAUCACAUAAUCCGAAGUGUGCUUCUCCAGAGAAAAGUCAUUUACCGAAGCAAAAGAGCAUUAAUAGCAAGCGUGGUGAUAAGAAGAGCUUUAAAGUGCCCUCUGCAAAGGCUAAAUUUGAGUCAUCGUCUAUGAAAGCAGGCACAUCAGUCUUCAGUUCUGCUGGAGGAGCGAACAACUUUUUUGGUUUAUAUGGUCUGAAACAUGAUUUUCAUGAUGUCACAAAGCUCGUGGAUGAGCCCCCGUUAGAAGAACUCCUUAAGGGCACUUUUGACUGCCCCACUAUAAGCAAAGAUAAAGGGAAGAAAACAUCAAACAAUGGAAGUUUUUUGAGUUCAGUUAGAAAGGCUUGUUGUAUCCUUCAGUUCCCAAAACCUGUUCAGUCUCAAAAUAUGGAGGUGGACUACUCUCCCAACAAGAAAAUGUCCACUUUCCAAUUUAGUUCAGUUUGUGCAGUAGAAAGUGCUGUUAAUGUGGAUAAAGAGAAGUCUUGCGCAACAGAUACGUCUUCAUGUCAGAAGGAUCUCUGUAGCAAAACAGAAUGUACAGCUAGUCCGCUUGACUUUCCAUUUUGUCAACCUAAGGAUGUAUUAGAACGGAUUGCACUACAUCCAUUCCGAGAUUUUGAGUCUUUGCUGAUUGAUGUCUCCAAACCUGCGAUUAGCACAAAGAAUAGUAAUGAUCUACGUUCGGGCAAGCAGGUAUCUCGUCGACCAAGCUUGCCAGCCUUCCCAUGGUCACAUGCUUUUGGUGGCCAUUGUAGAACUAAUUCUGACACAGCUAAGUUAUCAACCAGUAGAAGUACAUGUCAAGGUAAAUGGGCAAGGAUAGGUGUCAUUGCUAGCUCUACGGAUAUUGAUCGCAGUUCGUUCACGAACUUUGAUUCAUUCAGUUAUGAUCAGAGCCUUGUCCCUUCAUCUGGAAAUUCAGACAACAAAGUUUUUCAAUCUUUGUUUGCUAAUCUUCCUUUUCGUCGGUUGGAUUCGUCGUCUCCCAUAACUUGUUCUAAAGAUUUUCAGGUUGAUACAGCAGAUGAACGUUGCCCAACAGUAUUAGCUGCUGCACAAACUCUCUGUGAAAUUAAAACUCACCCAAUUAGGCAGAGCUCAGAUGGAAUUUUGAGAUGGCAAAGGAAAACUUCGCAUAAGGCCAUGAAAGCUUGCUAUUUUAACUCCAACGAGAAACUUGAAGACGUCCCUUCAACGGCAGUUUCAGUGGUUCGAUCUGACAAGGUGGCCAGGAGAGUGGAGCAGAUAAUGCCAUCAAAGAAGCCAAAGCUUUCGACCAUCGAUAAUAAGAAUAGCAGUCACUCCAAUAAUGUGAAGAAAGGAGCCUGUCCAUGGCCAACUUCAAAAUCAGGUAGAUCAUUACCCAGUAAACUAGUUAGGGACUCAAAUGUAGAAAACAAACGGACAAAUUCGAGCAUCGUAAAGCAACAUUGUAUGAUGAUGCCCCCACCUCCAAGGGAUUUGGAUAAGGCUUAUGAUGGUGGUCAACAUCAAGUUGGAAAAUUAGUAUUGAUGGAUUGGAAAAGGGGAAGGGACAAGUCAGAUUGAUCAAUCCUUAUUGACUGUAGACUCAUCAGCAACUAGGAGCUGUUGUGUGAUUAGCAAAUGUUUAGGUUAUUGAAAGGCUGCUUGUUGUAUAUAUUUAUUAUGCUGUGACUGCAAGCCUGCAAUGAAUUUGUUGCUAGGGUCAUGUCCAAGGGCAAACAUGAUUCAGAUGUUGUAACAUUAAACACAGUUGUAUAAAACAGCAUAAUUCAUUGCUUACUGGGGAGGAACAUGUAUUGAGACGAGGAUAUCUCCUUUUUGUCCGAUUGUAUGGGUGCGUGCGUGCGUGUGUAGAAUUGCGUUACAAUGACAGAAUACCUUUUUUCGUGCAAUGUAUACCCCUUAGCAAUGACUGGGGUAUUUGUGCGUUACAUAGGGAACUAUGAACAGUUUUAAUUGCA